This is a messenger RNA of Spodoptera litura, 2233 nucleotides long. It is a transcript of the gene fray, whose product is annotated as oxidative stress responsive kinase frayed. Lineage: Eukaryota; Metazoa; Arthropoda; Insecta; Lepidoptera; Noctuidae. The record is from RefSeq and is a predicted model, not a curated record. Gene Ontology annotation, molecular function: ATP binding; protein serine/threonine kinase activity. Gene Ontology annotation, cellular component: cytoplasm. Gene Ontology annotation, biological process: protein phosphorylation.
GUAGGUACAUUAGACAGUAACAAUGGCAGGCUCCGGGCACACGUGGCCCAAUAGCCAGGACGAUUACGAGCUCCUGGACGUCAUCGGGGUCGGCGCCACCGCCGUAGUACACGCCGCCUACUGCCGCCCGCGCAACGAGAAGUGUGCCAUCAAGCGCAUCAACCUCGAGAAGUGGAACACCUCCAUGGACGAGCUCCUCAAGGAGAUCCAAGCCAUGUCCAGCUGUAACCACGAGAACGUCGUCACCUACUACACCAGCUUCGUCGUCAAAGAGGAGCUGUGGCUCGUACUCCGGCUGCUCGAGGGCGGCAGCUUGCUCGACAUUAUCAAACACAAAAUGAGGAUAUCUAACUGCAAACAUGGUGUCUUCGACGAGGCCACCAUCGCCACCGUACUCAAAGAAGUGCUUAAGGGACUAGAGUACUUCCACCAGAAUGGACAGAUUCACAGAGACAUAAAGGCUGGUAACAUUUUACUUGGUGAUGACGGUAUCGUCCAAAUCGCUGAUUUUGGUGUAUCUGCGUGGCUUGCAACCGGCCGUGAUCUCUCACGACAAAAGGUUAGGCAUACGUUCGUAGGCACACCAUGCUGGAUGGCGCCUGAAGUGAUGGAGCAAAACCACGGCUAUGAUUUCAAAGCUGAUAUCUGGUCAUUCGGAAUUACAGCUAUAGAAAUGGCUACUGGCACUGCACCAUAUCACAAGUAUCCGCCCAUGAAGGUACUCAUGCUUACCCUACAAAACGAUCCGCCCACGCUCGACACUGGCGCCGAAGAGAAGGACCAGUACAAGGCCUAUGGUAAAACGUUCAGGAAAAUGAUAUUCGAGUGUCUGCAAAAAGACCCUGCAAAACGACCGACGGCUACCGAGCUGUUGAAGCACUCGUUCUUUAAGAAGGCACGCGAUCGUAAGUAUCUGGUCUCUACCCUGGUGACAAUCGGACCCAGCAUGGAGACACGUGUACACAAGGCUAGUCGAAGGCAACCCGGAGCCUCGGGUCGUCUGCAUCGCAUGGAGACUGGAGAGUGGGUGUGGGAAAGCGAGGAGGAAGAUGACGAUGAGGACGACGCAGCACGGGACCGACCCAUGAACACUCUGGAGCGCGCCGACAGCUCGGACAGCGACGACGAGCGCGCCGCCUUCACCAUCGGCUCGGCCGGCGCACCCGACGCACGCCAGGCGCCACUUAUCAACCUCGUGCUGCGCAUGCGCAACGCGCGCCACGAGCUCAACGACAUUCGCUUCGAGUUCGCAGCGGGCAAGGACUCGGCGGACGGCAUCGCCACGGAGCUGGUGGGCGCAGGGCUGCUGGACGCGCGCGACGCUGACGUCACGGCGCGCCAGUUGCAGCGCCUGGUGGACGACUUCUUGUUCCCGGCUGCCGGCACGACCGCGCCGCGCUCGCUCACCUUCCGCCUCAACUCGGCGCCGCCCGAACCCGAGGACGAGCAGAGCCUCGUCGGUUUCGCGCAGAUCUCCAUCGUGGACUGACCGGUGCCGUCGACCCGACUAUUUAAUAUAUUAUCUAUGCUUAGGACCUCCUACGUAUUUUAUGGGUGGAUAUGGAAUUAUAUUAGUUGUAUAUCGUUUAUGCGGUGGUGAUUUUUGUGGACGGAUGGUCCCGGGGGCGCGGCGACUCGUCGUAGCUCGGCGCGUCAAUGUACUCCCCGCUGCCUCUGCGGGCACUGCUCUGCGCAGUGCGCAUCGAGUCAUCUGUGUACGAAAACUAUCGCCGCGUAGCUCAAAUGAAUGUAUAUUUUACAUUAUGAUUAUAAGGGUGAAUCUGAAUUUAUAAGAGUAUUUUUUGUGAUCGUACCGUGUCAAUUUUGCUGCUUUCCAACACUGUAAUCGAUUAACUCGGGCCCACAUUCGCAAAUAUUGCAAGCUAUACCAAGGAUGACAAUGAAUGACUUAAUAGAUUGCGGAAAUAGAGUGAAUACAUCCAACAUGUAAGUUAGCACUUCUAGCAUAAAUUAUACUUGAUUAUAACAAAAAGCUACCUAUUACUGUAAUUCGUGUUACUUUAUAACAACUUCCAAGUGCCAUAUUUAUGAAAUAUGAAUGGAUAAAAAUCGUGUACUGUAAGUUCAACAGUGAUAUAAAAUUGCAUAUAAUAAAUCAUUACAGUGUUAAUUUAAAUAGCAGGUCUAUAUAGCACCAUAGAAUGUUCUUUUUACAUUGUUAUUUGUUUGUUGCUUAUUUUGGAAGUAUUUUAAUAAUAAAAGAUGAAAUCGA